Molecule: messenger RNA, 638 nt
Organism: Cuscuta campestris
Lineage: Eukaryota; Viridiplantae; Streptophyta; Magnoliopsida; Solanales; Convolvulaceae
Source: the annotation of a GenBank genome assembly
ACGCUACAAAACACAGUCCCAUAUAUUCUCUACUGUAAAAGUAAAUUUUUUCUUCCAUUUUUUCCUUUGACGGAUCGAAAAGAUGUCUCCAUGUCAAAACAUCAUUGUUAUGGCUAUAGCAAUAACGUCAAUGGUGUUACUGUGUGAUCUUACUGGUGCUGCAACCAUUCGGGUUGGCGGCGCAGCCGGAUGGGGUUUCGCGAUGGACGGUUGGCAGAAGGGACAAACAUUCAACGUCGGCGAUGUUCUCGAGUUUAAGUACGACCCGACGUUGCACAACGUGGUGGUAGUGAGCAAGGAAGAUUACGAGUCGUGCACCCCGAAGGGGAAGACGUUGAACUCCGGCGACGAUAAAGUGACGUUGACCGCCAGCGGAACCACCUACUACAUCUGCGGUAUCGCCGCUCAUUGUGCUUCCGCCGGAGUCAAAGCCGCCAUCACCACCGUCUGAUGAUGAAGAUUUCAGUUAUUUAUAUCUGUCUAUCUUCGAUCAAUUAUUAUUAUUAGUAUUAGUAUUCGGCCAAAUUAUAUUCUAUGUUGCAUUGUUAAUGAGCGAGCCAUAAUGAGCAAAGUAGAAUUUAAUUAAAUUAAACAAGGAUUGGUCAAGCAUUAUUAAUUAAUAAUUACUUUCUCCGAUC